AUGGCUCUGCUGUUCAUCCCUGCGUCCAUGUGCCCCGGCCACCAGUGGCUCACGGGCGGCGGAGCUCUAUUGCGGGACGCAGCACAUCGGGCUGAGAUGGCCCUUGGUGUGCUGCCAUCGCCCUUCCUCGCGGAUCUUGCACGCCUCCGCACAACCAAUGACGCUGUUCAGCGUUCCUCGGUCGUGCCGCUCUGCAGCCUCGACGCUGCGGCGAUUCUCCCCUUUGUCGAGAUGUUGCGUUCGCCAAUGGUGUGCGGAUUGCCGUUUCGACCUUUGAUUGGCGGAGAUGGUGGUUGUGAGUGA
Messenger RNA from Capsaspora owczarzaki ATCC 30864, 303 nucleotides. RefSeq lists its product as hypothetical. Bases 1 to 303 code for a protein of 100 amino acids. Lineage: Eukaryota; Filasterea; Ministeriida; Capsasporidae. The transcript has 2 exons. The record is from RefSeq and is a predicted model, not a curated record.